Molecule: messenger RNA, 967 nt
Organism: Raphanus sativus (radish)
Lineage: Eukaryota; Viridiplantae; Streptophyta; Magnoliopsida; Brassicales; Brassicaceae
Exons: 4
Coding region: 100-756 (218 amino acids)
Source: RefSeq, a predicted model, not a curated record
GAAACAUAUCGCCAGACCGAAUAUAUAUUAGAUUGUUCUGUCUGUAUGCGAGCAAAUUGACAUAAGCAAAAUUUGAUCUAGGGUUUACUUACAUCGAACAUGAAUCCCAGUGCCAGCAUGAUUGAUACGGUUGAUCGCGAGCUCGAUGUUACGCAACACAUGGAGGCUUCCAUGUCGGAUUGCAUUAAGCUUCCGACCAAACGCAAGGCCGAGACGUCUCUGGUGGCGGAUCCUGUCGAAGGCGAAGGAAUCCGACAAGAUGAGGAAAAAGACAGCGCAGAAAGCGACCAGGUUUGGGAUGUCGACAGUUUCGAUUCAGACUACGAGUCGCCUUCGGAGGAGGCAACGGACUCGGACGAAUUCGAGCUGCGUCGUUAUAUGCGCCAUCUCUACGAGAGCCGGGGUUUCUUGUUGGAUAAAGGGAUGGUUCCUAGGAAUCUGCUUCAAGGGUGGCGCUGUUUGAAUCUGGACGCCAUUUUUAAAAAGCCCAAUAUCACGGGGCGUGAGUACAUGGAGACUAUGGCUCAAGUGGCGAUUGACAAAUACAACCAAACAAAGAAUAAGACAGUGACGCUUGACCAUAUCGUGAGGGUGGUGAUAAUGAUGAUCGCUGGAGUCAAAGCUUAUAUUACUUUCAUGGCUAGGGAGACUCCUGAUGGAGAGCUUGUCGAGUAUCAAGCUAAGGCUGAGAUUAAGGUGUGGCAGACUAAGAUUCAUCCCAUCCUUUGCAGACCCACCUCCUCCUCCUCCUCCUAAAGACUGUUGUGUUUUCUUGAGCUUUGCUUCCCUCCCAAGGAAAGUUUUAAAAGCUUCUAAUUUUUUUUUUUUUAAAAAGCUUCUAAUUAUGUUGGAAACUUAUACACGUAAUCGAGUUUGUGUAAUGGAGUUAAGCUAUUUUUAAAAGCUGUAUGACCUUAAAUUAUACUCCGGUUCUAAAUUGUGUUAAUGGGGGCUUAGUCUCAUGUUA